This is a messenger RNA of Neofelis nebulosa (Clouded leopard), 4104 nucleotides long. It is a transcript of the gene INO80C, whose product is annotated as INO80 complex subunit C. Gene Ontology annotation, cellular component: Ino80 complex. The record is from RefSeq and is a predicted model, not a curated record. The transcript is spliced from 5 exons. Gene Ontology annotation, biological process: chromatin remodeling. The coding region runs from base 250 to 663 and encodes 137 amino acids. Lineage: Eukaryota; Metazoa; Chordata; Mammalia; Carnivora; Felidae.
GUAACUGUAUUUGGAGAUAGGGACAUCGCAGAGGUAACUAAGGUUAAAUGAAGUCACAAAGGUGGAGCCCUAAUCCCUUACGACCAUUGUCCCUAUGGGAGGAAGAGACACCAAGGAGGGGAGUGUACAGAGGAAAGGCCAUGUGAGGACACAGCAAGAAGACAGCCAUCUACAAGCCAAGGAGUGCAGCCUCAGGAGAACCCUGCAGACAUCUUGCCCUGGACUUGUAGUUUCCAGACUGGUAUCAGCAUGGAAGCCAUGAGUGAGAAUAAAAUGGUGCCCUCUGAUUAUAGUACAGGACCUAUGGAAAAAGCUGCCAAGCCAUUGCCAUUUAAGGAUCCAAACUUUGUGCACUCUGGCCACGGUGGCGCGGUAGCUGGCAAGAAGAACAGAACCUGGAAGAACCUGAAACAGAUCCUCGCUUCGGAAAGGGCAUUGCCGUGGCAACUGAACGACCCUAACUACUUCAGUAUUGAUGCUCCUCCAUCCUUCAAACCAGCUAAGAAGUAUUCUGAUGUUUCAGGUCUUCUUGCCAACUACACUGACCCCCAGAGCAAGCUGCGGUUCAGCACCAUUGAAGAGUUUUCCUAUAUCCGGAGGCUGCCAUCUGAUGUCGUCACUGGCUACCUGGCCCUGAGGAAGGCCACGAGCAUCGUUCCCUGAGCCUUGAGAAACGGAGAUGAUGUGGAAAGCUGUUUCAAAGGCAAACUCUGGACUCAUGAUUUUGUUUCAUGGAAACAAACUCAUUGUGCUUGUCAAUCUGGAAAUGUCAGUGCUGUGCCUUGGAAAGAAUGUUUGGCUUUAAUUUAAGGUUUUUUUUGUUUUUUUGUUUUUUUUUUUUUGGUUUUCUGUUUUCCCUCCAAGUGGGAUGUUUCCUGUUGAAUUAAAUUAUACUUCAGUUGUUGCCUCAAGUCAACUUGUUUGAUGAGAAAAUAUAAAAUUGUGCUUUUAACUUAACCCAUGUACAUCCCUGGAUUUUGCUUCAACGUUGUAAACUGUCUUAUAACACAUUUAAAGCUCUACAAUGAAUCCUGACAACAGGGCUGGGUUAUUCCUGGUGACUCCUACUUUAGAGCAGAUUAGUCCUUCUUUUUGAUCAGAAUGCAUGGAGGAGGUCCAGAAUUGGGACUGGAGAAGACAGAGCUGAGUAAUCACCCUGUUGCACUGGGCCAGCCUCUUCCCAGCCUCCAGAACUGAGAUACAUGUCUGUUGCUUAAGCCGCCCAGUCUGUGGCAUUUUGUUAUAGCUGCCUUAGCUGGCGAAAACACCAGCCCAGGCCCCAUUUCUGGGGUGUGGGGUGUGAACACUGACACCUCCUCCAAAAGGGCCUUUGUCCUGGUACUGGCUGCUGCCCCUCUAACCGAAGCCUGCUCUGGAACAGCAGGGUUUGUUUCCCCUUCCUAUGAGACACAGAAGCACUCCUGGGCCUCUCCAAGCCCACUCCCAUAUUUCUCUAGGGAGGACAGUGGAACCAGACCCUGGAGCCUCUGGGCCUGAGCUGCCUCUGCUUUGGGGGAUUAGGAGGCCAGGUGCCUUUUCUUCCUGAGGGAACACCCCUCCCACAACCCUCUCCUGGCUUAAAGAAAGGAAAAACAAAGCUGGGAGAGCAGCCUGCUGGGCAGGUGGCACCUGCCCAGAACCUGGCUUCCUUUUCUCCGGGUAUGGCAGCCCCUGCGUCAUUCAGCACCUUCCCAGUGACCAGUGGUGAGGGUGGGAAGGUGGCUGUGUGGCUCUCUUCUCCCACGGAGAGGGCCUAAGGGAGGGCCAGGACAGGUGGGAACCUUUCCUAAGCCCACAAGCACUGAACAUCCGAGCCUCUGGGGCAGGGGUCCUCCGGCCUGAGACCCACUGCUGAAACUGAAGUUCUCUGAGACCGGAGGCUGCUUCUUGGGCUCCCACUUUACCUCUGGCGCUUGCUGCUAGCGUCAGCCUCGGAAAGCCCCCCCAGUUUCCCUUUGGGUGGGAAUAAGGAGUAAGUGAGCCAAGGGCCCUUCCGGUUUCACUUCCACCUUCUAGUAAACAAAGAAAACUUCGGGCAGGUCCACCUCUUUUCCACGAAGGCCCCCAAGUGGACAUUUUAACCAUUUUUAGAAAUGGAAGUUGUAAUCGUUUCUAACACUUACAUUGCUGGGCACUACCUCAGUCCUAACUGUUCAGAAUCUCCUGGACCGGGGUCCAGGGUGAAGGAGAAUCCCUGCCUGUACGCGUCCAUCACAGGGGCCCACAGACCAUUGCUCCUGCAGGCCUCUCAGGGUUUUUGGGGGGUGUGCACGUGCACACGUGUGCGGUGAACCCUCUGUCACUGUCACCUGGGACCCAUUAAGAUGCAGAUUCCUGGGCCGUACCCUAGACUCCUGACCCAAGGAGGGAGUGAGACCCAGGCAUCUGCAUCUGACAAAUGUCCCUGGGUGAACGUGACAUGUAGAAGUGUGACAGCUGCCUCCUUCCACAGGCAGAGGGAAGCACGUGUGCCAUACGCCUGGCUUCCUUUCCUGUUUCCCUUCCAGGCUUUCCCUGCCAACCUCUGCACAGAGGGCUGAGUCCCACAGGUCAGGUCAUUUCUCUCACUCCAAGCAACAGGGGUCCAAGCUGAGCCAAACUAAGCUUCAAGCUGUGGACACUUCCAAUAAGGAGUCCAGGCAGGUAGUUUCGUGCUGUGUCUCCCAACCCAGAGGUUCCCAGCCCUGGCUGCGCAUUAGCCUUACCUCUGUUGCAGGGGAAGGUGGGGAGAGGUAUGAAAAUACCCAGGGACUCUGAUUCAGCUGGCCUGAGCUGGGGCCUGGGCACAAUAAUUUCAAACUCCCCAGAUGAUACUAAUGUGCAGCCAUGUCAAGAACCUUUGCUCUAACUACAAAGUGAAUAUUGCACAUGGGGUAUGUUUUCUAAUCCACAGAUCAGCUGCCUCUUGCACUACAGGGCCAUGGGCAGUUUGGAAAUGUGUGUAUGGCAGGGGGCGGGGGGUGGUUAGGAUUCCUUUUCAUGCAGCAUCCCAGCACAUUGGAGAUUCCUCCUUCUUCCCUCUUCUCAUGUUUAAUCAGUCCCCAUGUCCCCUCUUUGCUCACACUGAUCCUUCCUCUUCUGUUUAGUCCUUUUCCCACCCAACUUCAGGAAUACAUCACCUCCUGCCUGGACAUUUUCACUGUCCUCCCAACUCUCUUUCCAAUGGUCUAAUCUCCACCCCACUGCUUUCCCCUCUGCGAGCAGAGGGCCCUUCCUCAACUUCGGAUGAGAACUUGACUUUGCCCAUCACGGUAUGUCCAAUUUGUCUCAGGUACCUUGUCAAUUCUGUCAUUGGCCUCUAAUGUCCAAAGGAUACACUCAGCCCCUUAAAAAAAAAAAAAAAAAAAAAAAAAAGAAAAAAGAAAAACAUUAGCUGAGAAAUCAGAUUGUUUUCAUAAGACCAAACUGAGGUCCAGUCUGCUCAGAGUAGAGUUUGACUCUUUCCCAAUAUCUGUCUGAUAACUUAUCUUCACUUUAAGAGGAGGAGAACAAUCUAUUAUCACACAUAGAUUAGACCCUCUUGUAAUGUUGGACAAGUAAUCUCCAAAGCCCAUGUGGAUGAGAGGGACCUAUUUUGCCCCCAUCUCUGAAGUUAAAGGAUACAUCCGUCUGGAUUUUGAAUUUUGUUUUAUAAUUGGGCCAAAAGUGUUUUUGGUGGGAAAUCUCUCAUUUCUGAAUCCAUGGCCAUUGGAAAGAGACAUCAGACUCUUGAUCCUGCUUCCAGUGAGCUAUAACUGAGUUGGGAGUGCCUAACUUAGUAAAAAUAAAGGGUAAGGAAAAAAAUGGGUGGAGUAGGGAGUAAAGAACCUAACCAAAUAGGACAGAACAAACAGGGCAGGAGCCUUGGGAAGAGACUGGGAAUGAUGUCCUCUUCCAAAUGCAUGAGAUUAUGAGUGUUAUUUAAAAUACUCUUCUACUGGGGGGCACCUGGGUGGCUUAGUCGGUUGGGUGUCCGACUUUGGCUCAGGUCAUGAUCUGACCUGGUUUGUGAGUUUGAGCCUCCCGUUGGGCUCUGUGCUGACAGCUCAGCACCUGGAACCUGCUUCAGAUUCUGUGUCUCCCUUUCUCUCUGUCCCUCCCCUACUUACACACACUCUCUCUCUC